Molecule: messenger RNA, 2454 nt
Organism: Spathaspora passalidarum NRRL Y-27907
Lineage: Eukaryota; Fungi; Ascomycota; Pichiomycetes; Serinales; Debaryomycetaceae
Gene: ZCF10
Product: Zcf10p
Exons: 1
Coding region: 1-2454 (817 amino acids)
Biological process (GO): positive regulation of transcription by RNA polymerase II; DNA-templated transcription
Molecular function (GO): DNA-binding transcription factor activity, RNA polymerase II-specific; zinc ion binding; DNA binding
Source: RefSeq, a predicted model, not a curated record
AUGAAUCCCAAACGACAACGAGUGAAACAAGCAUGCGACCAUUGUCGGUCAAAGAAAGCCAAAUGUGAUGGAUUGAUGCCUACCUGUUCUUCAUGCAAAUUCAACCAUGAAACAUGUACGUACGCUGAGUCAUCCAAACGUCGUGGAUUACCCCCCGGGUAUACUCGUGACUUGGAAAAGAAGGUUGCGUUAUUACUGGCUUUGAUUGGCGAGUUAUGUCAUGAGGAUCAUACUGUAAAAGCAAAGAUGCGAGAGUUAAUCCAUGAUGAAGAUCGAAUGUUACGGAUAAUAGGUGAGCUGAAAUGGGAGACUUCGUUGAUUACAUCCUUAUCUGAUCAGUUUAUAAACAAGUAUGGUGGAAAGGUGCCAGAGAGGAAACAAUAUAUAAAGCCAGAACCCAACCUAUCAAACCAAUUACAACCACCAUUAGCAGAGGAUAUACCUACAAUUCAAAUACCCGCGGCGCUGCAGCAACCAAUACCGGCAGUGCCAGUGUCAGUUCCAGUUCCAGCAGUUCCCCCAGUGCAACACGCAAUGCCACCAGUUGCUUCAGUACAACCCACAAGCACACCAUUCUUCUACGAUCCUAUAAGCGACCCAUCAUUCUUUUUCAAUUAUGAUAUAUUCCAAUUCAUUUCAGACGAGGUUGAACCACCUACUAGUGCUGCAUGGGAACCUAUAGCUUUACAGUACCACGGUCUCUCGCAAUUAAUAUCUGGAUUCACCAAUAGAGCCAUUCAAAAAUACAAUUUUGCUAGAAACCCGUUUCGAGUAGGAUCCAUAUUCAACGUUUCUUCGUUUGUCAAUGCUAUAAAACCUCCACCGGAAAUCUUUGCUUUCCCCAUCAACCUGCAAGCCAUAGUGGACGAUUAUUUCCGCAUUUACCAUCCUUGGAUACCCAUGCUUGAUCGUGUGAGUAUCGUACGUCAAGUACUGCAGUUAACCAAACCACGUCCUCCCAUUCCCACUGAUGGUGGACAAUCGCCUCCUCCUGACCUUAAUUUGAUUGCACUUGUAUGGGCCGUUCUUGCCAUUGGCCAACUUGCAGCAUCCCCUUUGGAGAUCACCAACACCCAAACUUAUGCCAAGCAUGCGAUAGUGGCACUUGAGAACUCAAUAACAUCUACCAUAGAAACUAUCCAGGCUCAAGUAUUGCUAGGGAUGUAUUACUACCAGAUUGGGUUGUGGGAUUUCUCAUGGGUUCUAAUAAGUUCAGGGUCUCGAAUGGCCAUUGAUGUGCGGUUGAUGCGUCCUUCUGCCCCAGGUGGGCCUGAAAACGAAAUCGAACAGCUGGCAAAUGGUAAAAAAUAUAUUACCACAUUGAACAAUAUCAAUCGUGAGAGAACAUGGGCUUCGGUAUUUAUUAUAAACACUGUGCUAGCAGCUAGAAUGGGGAGAUCACCAGUGGUGAGGGCUAUGGAUUGGCCUAUCCCACUGAUAAAUACUGAUGGGUGGGAAGAAUGGGAGAGCUGGGAAGGAGACCGGACAAAGAUAAAGCUAGACGCGGGAAGAUUCUUAAGUACAUUCAACGAGGCGAUUAAAGUUGUUUCAAUUGUAAAUUUGGCCAUAACCAGUAAUAUAGACACUUCUAAAGGCAUGCUAGACGAUGAAAUCGGCGGUGUUAAGAUUGAACAAGAGCAAGACUUUACAAACUCAAACACAUUAACAAUUGCAAAGUUUAAAAGUAUGCUAAAUGACUGGUAUGACGACUUGCCUGAUUAUUGUCGAAUAGAGCAGUACACACCAGAUGCCAUCCCUGCACCUAUUGCCUUUCUACAUCUUGGACGCGAUCUAACUUGGUGUAUCCUUGCCAUAAGACUAUCCUCGCUAAAGGAUGUCGAUGUCUCCAUUAACAAUAGGAUCCUCAAAUCGAGAGAUUUCCAAUAUACACGAGCAAUAACUUCCAUUCGAGGAAUAAUAAACGAGCGCACGGUUGCCCAUCUCCAAUACUAUCCCUUUAUAGACUAUUUCUUAAUCAUGUGUCUCAACUUCCCUCAUAUGAUAGAUCUUCCACCUCACGAACGAGAUAAAGUCAUCCGUGAUUUCAGAUCUUGUCUCACAUCAGCGUCGGCUACAUCCAUACCCUGUAAAAUAUCACUUGAUAUUUACAAAUUGAUGAACACAGAUAUUGAUAAUUCUGCCAAGGAAUCCCCUAUGAUUGCAAACUUAUUAAAUUCACCCGAGGAAAGUGUUCCUAUUGGUGGAAGACUGAAAAGUUUGGUUAAUGGGGUUAAUAAUACAUCGACACCCCCACCUCCGCGGCUUAUUCCACUGGCAAGCUUCCCGCCGAAUACAGGGGCAUCCCCAAUGUUACCAUUCCCUCCAGCCUCGCACAUGUCACACUUGGAGGGGCUCAGGGCAUUUCGUAACGAUGAAGCUGGUAUGUCUACUAUGAGACAACUACCAAGGGUCAACAGUGGAGAAUAUAGUGUUAAGGACAGUCAUCAAAGAUAA